Messenger RNA from Malania oleifera, 2453 nucleotides. Its product is annotated as ATP-dependent DNA helicase 2 subunit KU70. Lineage: Eukaryota; Viridiplantae; Streptophyta; Magnoliopsida; Santalales; Ximeniaceae. Gene Ontology annotation, biological process: cellular response to X-ray; double-strand break repair via nonhomologous end joining; telomere maintenance. The transcript is spliced from 19 exons. Gene Ontology annotation, molecular function: DNA helicase activity; telomeric repeat DNA binding; damaged DNA binding. The coding region runs from base 275 to 2164 and encodes 629 amino acids. The record is from RefSeq and is a predicted model, not a curated record. Gene Ontology annotation, cellular component: Ku70:Ku80 complex; nucleus.
AUUGCAAGAGCUUUUUCAAGUUCCAUAGAUGUUCCAUAGUUCUUAAAGCCGCGAAGGAAAAUGUCGUUCAGCCAGAAUCGUAUAGCAAGUUGGUAUGCUCUUAGCCUAUUGUGUUGACUCUGUUUUGGUUUUGUUCUGUUGAGUCUUGAAUAGCAAGCUGGCAUACCUUUUGGCCUUGAACCGAAAAAGCCGCUAACAGACUGCAAGGGCGAGUGGAGACCCGCGUCGCGCAGCCAAAAUUGUAAUUAUCAACCUUUGAGAAAAGUAGCUGAGUAUGGAUUUGGACCCGGACGAUAUCUUUCGAGAUGACGAAGCCGAUUCCGACAGCGAAUUGUUUCAGGGAAGAGAAUCCAGUAAAGAAUUUGUGGCGUACUUGGUGGAUGCGUCGCCUAAAAUGUUCAGCACAACUUUUCAAGAUGAAGGUCAAAAGGAUGAAACUCAUUUUCAUGUUGCUGUUGAUUGCAUCUCUCAGUCACUGAAGACCCAAAUUAUUAAUAGAUCUAAUGAUGAAGUUGCAAUAUGUUUCUUUAACACUAAGGAAAAGAAGAAUAUGCAGGAUUUGGAUGGCGUUUUUGUAUUUAAUGUUAUGGAGCGAGAGAAUCUUGACAGGCCAACAGUAAGGCUUAUAAAAGAAUUUGAUCACAUAGAGGAUUCAUUUAGUAAAAAUAUUGGGAGCCAGUACGGCAUUGUGCCUGGGUCUAGGGAGAAUUCUCUUUACAAUGCUCUUUGGGUUGCACAAGCGCUCCUGCGAAAAGGUUCUGCAAAAACAGCUGACAAACGAAUACUUGUGUUCACAAAUGAAGAUGAUCCUUUUGGAAAUAUCAAAGGCAUUACGAAAGUAGAUAUGACCGGAACCACACUGCAGCGAGCUAAGGACGCACGAGAUCUUGGCAUCUCAAUUGAACUUCUACCCUUGAGUAAGCCCAAUGAGGAGUUCAACGUGUCCAAUUUCUAUGCUGAACUGCUUGGCCUGGAGGGUGAUGCUCUCACUCAAUUUGUACAGUCGACAAGAGAAAGAUUGGAGGACAUGAAAGAUCAGCUGAGAAAGCGUAUGUUCAGCAAACGAAAAGUUAAAAGAAUUGCAUUUUCAAUUGCCAAUGGCGUAUCUAUCGAGAUGGAUACAUAUGCAUUGAUUCGGCCAACCUCUUUUGGAACAAUUACCUGGCUUGAUUCCAUCACAAAUCUUCCUUUGAAGUCUGAGAGAUCAUUCAUCUGUGCGGAUACUGGUGCAUUGGUGCAGGGGCCAGUAAAACGUUUCCAUUCUUAUAAAAAUGAGAAUAUUAAGUUUACAACGGAGGAGCUAUUGGAAACAAAGAGAGUUUCAACUGGACAUCUUCGUCUUCUAGGUUUCAAGCCACUCAGUUGCUUAAGAGAUUAUCACAAUUUGAGGCCUUCAACUUUCCUUUUUCCUAGUGAUGAGGUUGCUUUAUCACUUGUUGGAAGUACUCGCAUCUUCAUUGCUCUUCAUCAAUCCAUGCUACGACUUAAGCGUUUUGCAGUCGCAUUUUAUGGCAGCUCAACUCAUCCUCAAUUGGUUGCCCUUGUUGCGCAAGAUGAAAUAAUUAGUGCCAGCGGUCAGAUUGAGCCUCCAGGAAUGCAUAUGAUUUGUCUUCCAUAUUCCAAUGAUAUAAGAAAUGUUGAAGAGCUUCUUUCUGAUACAACUGCUGCAACACUUCGAGCAAGUGAUGGACAAAUUAAGAAUGCCACUGCUUUAAUGAGACGUAUAGACUUGAAAGAUUUUUCAGUAUGCCAGUUUUCUAACCCUGCCUUGCAGAGGCACUAUGCAGUAUUACAGGCUCUAGCUCUGGAUGAAGAUGACAUCCCAGAAACAAAAGAUGAAACUAUUCCUGAUGAGGAAGGCAUGGCCAGGCCAGGCGUGGUUAAAGCGUUGGAAGAAUUCAAACUUUCUGUCUAUGGGGAAGACCAUGAGGCAAAUGAUCUUGAUGAUGUAAAAGUGACUCAGGCUUUUAAAAAACCAAAAACAGUUGCUGGCAAUGCAGAUCCGGAGUGUGCAAAGUAUGACUGGCACAAGCUUGCCGACAGUGGAGAGUUGAAGUACUUGACGGUGGUGCAGUUGAAGUACUACUUGGCAGCACACAACCUUCCUCUUACUGGAAAAAAGGAAGCCCUGAUCAGUCGGAUCUUAACUCACAUGGGGAAGUGAGUGAUUGCGGCCACAACUAUGUAGCCCUUUGGCUAAAGGAGCAGACAAUAUCUUUGUGCAAGUUGCAGGCACCAACUUUCAGUUUUGACCAUAUGAGGCCGGGGGGGAAAAAAAAAUGCUACACUUGAAAGGAGAAUGCUUUUGUUACAAAUAUUUCUGAUGUCGUGGUUUGAACGGAAAAUAUAAUCGCGAUUCCUAGUAAUCUUGGAACAUAAUAUAAUGCUACACUUGCUUGGUGCCUUGGGAGUCUUGGGCUACCAAUGAUAAAAGGUUUUCUUGCCUUUAGAGC